Molecule: messenger RNA, 3133 nt
Organism: Engraulis encrasicolus (European anchovy)
Lineage: Eukaryota; Metazoa; Chordata; Actinopteri; Clupeiformes; Engraulidae
Exons: 2
Coding region: 212-2452 (746 amino acids)
Source: RefSeq, a predicted model, not a curated record
AUUUAUUUUAGAUAUUUAAAUUAUUUCUAAUAAUCUGAUAGCUUUUUUUUUCCCAUGAUGUGGGUUGAACGGAAAUGCUCCAUACCCAUCACAAACAUUCGGAAAUAACGUAGGCUAGCCAAUCAUAGAACUGUCAGAAAUGAGCGCGAACGUCAGUGUCAGUCAUAGCAACGAAAGCAGGCUAAGCUAAAAACAAAACAGAAAUAAGAUCAUGGAUAUAAGAAGAUUCCUCAAAAAGUCUGUGGAGGUUAACGAUUUGUAUGACAGUCAUCAGGCACCUUCGCCGAUCCAGCCUGCAGUGCCUUCAUCUGACCAAGGAGCGUCUGCUGACUCCAGCUCGGAAGAUCUUGGUACUGAAAAGCCAGCCCAAGUAAUUCUUCAGACGUACCCUAAACGCCUUUUCUCAGGGAAACCUAGAUCCUUCAGUACCGACUGGUACAGAAGCAGAGAGUGGCUGGAGUACUCGGUCAAAAGAGACGCAGCGUUUUGUUUUCCCUGCCGUAAAUUUCGUACCUCGUCGUCCGCGGACACGACAUUUACUCUGAGUGGGUUCCGGGAUUGGAAGCAUGCCGUGGAAAGGGGAAAGGGACUUAAUAAACACGGGGAUUCAAGGGACCAUCUGACCUGCGAAGCUAUGUGGAGGGAGAAGGAGAAGAGAAGGGAAACUGGUCAAGAAAUAUCCACCCUACUCAACGACGAUCAGCUGGAGCGGAACAGGUAUUACUUGUCAUCCGUAAUAGAUGUCAUAGAAUUCCUGUCCGUAAACCAGCUGCCGUUCAGAGGUGACCAUGACUCCUUUGACAGCAGGGAUGAAAGUGGCUGUGGAUUGUUUUUGUCUCUCUUCGAAUACACCUUGAGAAAAGACCCCAAGUUAGCCAAGAUAGCCCUAACUAUGCCACGCAACGCUAGAUACACCAGCCACGAAAUCCAGAACGAAAUAGUUGACAUUAUGUCUACUAUGGUGACGGAGCACAUCGUGCGGGAGGUCGGAGAAUCCUUCUACACCAUUAAGGCCGAUGGCACGCGAGAUCCUACUGGGAGAGAGAACAUUUCGAUCGUUCUGCGCUACAUCAAUGGUCUCCUGGAGCCAACUGAACGCCUUCUGACCAUCGCUACAUUGGAUGAGGGGGAUGCUGCCACACUGACAGAUUGCAUCAUUGGCGAGUUGACCAAAGCAGGAUUAAGCCCACACAAAAUCAUCAGCCAAGUCUAUGACGGCGCCUCCCUGAUGUCAGGUAAACAUGGUGGAGUGCAAAAGCUUCUGCAGAGAAAAUUGUGCCGUGAGAUACCCUAUGUGCACUGUUUUAAUCACCAAUUACAUCUGGUGAUCACCCACGCCCUGUCGGGAGAGCAGCUACUGGUGGAUUUUUUUAAUGCAUGCAAUAUGCUUUACAAAUUCUGCCGUAAACCAACUGUGGCCAUCCUCUACAAGGGCGAGCGAUUGAAGCGGCUCCUAGAUCAACGGUGGACGGGUCACCUAAACACCGUCUCAGCCAUUCUUCAGUCCUUUGAUGACCUGGUAGCAUUGCUCAAAGAUAUCGACGGGAAGAGAAGUUGCGGUGCUGAGGUGCGCGUCGAAGCCUCGGGGCUACUGCGCAUUAUGGCUGAGCCGAGCUUUCGCUUUAUUGCUGAGAUGGUUCACCGUAUACUCUCAUUCCUGGAUCCCCCCAAUGCCAUGCUGCAGAGAGAGGACAUGGAUCUACUCACUGGCGCACAACUCGUCAAUUCAGCGUGUGCUUGCAUCGAGAAUCUGCGGGAGGAAACGGAAUUCAAGGCCCUAUUGGAGUGCUGCCAGGGUACAGAGCCGGUGGCGAAAAGAAGGCGCACGCUGAACCCAGCGUUUGACAUGUAUGUCGUGGAGGCCAGAGUGACGCAAGACGACCCAAAUAGCGAAGACCAACUGCGAAGGUUAUUCUUCAGCUGCAUCGAUGCUGUCUGUGGGGAAAUCCAAGCGCGUUUUGGGGAGCGCAACUGCACCAUCAUGCACGGACUGAAAGCCUUGGACCCAAAUGAUCCCACUUUUCUGGACAUCUCCAAAAUACGCCCUCUACUAGCACUCAGCAACACAACCGCUGUCGACACAGAGUUCACCGUUGCGAAACAAUUCUUGCACGGGAGGAUGGAAGACACAUCUCCACCUGAUGGGGGUGAAUGGACGGCGAGGAAAGUUUUAAAACAUUUCCACCCAGCACUUGAGGCUAUGCCAGGCGUGAUCACAGCUCUGAAACAUGCUCUGACUUUUGGCGCAAGCACUGCUGUCUGUGAGAACUCUUUUUCCACUCUCAAGAAUGUUUUCACCGACCACAGACAAAGCAUGCUGCACAAACGUAAGGCCAAUUUAAUAAAACUGGCCUUCGAGAAGGACUUGACCAAAAAAUUCAGGGACGAAUGGAGGGACGCUGUCUUGCGAAGAUUCCACGCAGCUGCACAUCGUCGCCUACCACUUUACUGAGGAUAAAGAAGACCAUGCCAAGAACAACGAGCAGCAUCCCCAGCAGCAUCCCCAGCAAGCUCUGUGUUCUGUGACACACUCACAAGGGUGUAGGCGGAUCGCUGCCCUAACACACACACACACACACACACACACACACACACACACACACACACACACACACACGACACGCUGAACCAGUGGAAGACACGCUGAACCAGUGGAAGACACGCUGUACCAGUGGAAGAAGUACCAAUAGUGGACAGUGAUUCUCAAACUAUGGGCUGUGGCCCUCUGUGUUCUGUGACACACUCACAAGGGUGUAGGCGGAUCGCUGCCCUAACACACACACACACACACACACACACACACACACACACACACACACACACACACAAGACACGCUGAACCAGUGGAAGACAGUGAAGUGGACAGUGAUUCUCAAACUAUGGGCUGUGGCCCUCUGGUGGGCCGUGAUGGUAUGGUAGGUGGGCCAGAGGUCCUAAAUAUAAUAUACUCACAUGUUGUUUAGUUCUCUUAUGUCUUGUGUGCGUCCAGAAACGUGAGUACACUUAUUUGGAGUUCUUAUGUGUUAUAGUGUACUAAUGGGCAGGAUUUAUGCACAGGGGAAAACAUUGUGUCUGAAUGAUUCAUUUAAUGUUGUUUAGUUUACAGUAAGUUAUAUCACGAAAGUGAGUAUAC